Parathielavia appendiculata is the source of this 691-nucleotide messenger RNA. RefSeq lists its product as uncharacterized. Bases 106 to 507 code for a protein of 133 amino acids. NCBI's taxonomy places the organism in Eukaryota, Fungi, Ascomycota, Sordariomycetes, Sordariales, Chaetomiaceae. The transcript has a single exon. The record is from RefSeq and is a predicted model, not a curated record.
ACAGACUAUGUCGGCCUCCGGGGUUGCAUUAUGCUUCGUUUCACAUUAUCGCUGCCGAGAUUCAAUAAAUUCCUGCACUGCUACAAUGCGGAGUGAGAUGUGGUGAUGAUGGCAAGGGUAGAUGGGUGGUUGACAGUCGUGGGUCGUCCUGAUUCGACGUCUGCGACUUCCCAAUUGAGUCUUUGCUUCCCGUUUCUUUUUGGCACGGUCGAAGCGAUCGAAAGAGGGACAGCGCUUACUAUGGUACAAGCAGGCGCUUGUCGCGCUUCCUCGUCGGGGCACGGACUGUUCUUCCUAGCGAGUCUUAGCAAGGGCACUCCGGUGUGGUGGGAGAUUGGAAGGAGCCAUGGCCACUCCGCUAUUUCAAGUUUGCAACGCCUCGCUGCAGGCUCUGAGCUCCACUCAGCAGUCUUGUCCACGAUUCUACUAGCAACCAAGCACCACCAAGGUAACCGUUUUAGACGAUUGAUCAGUCCACACCCUUCUUCAUCAGGAUCCAGAACGUAGCAUCGCGAGAACUCUGAUUCAGCCGCUUUCUCACCUCAGCACUAACUACCUGGUAACAGUGGUACGGUGGUGCCUACAUGUAGGGCACUAGAGGAGACGGGAGCUAAAGCUGAAGCUUGAGCACCUUACACAGCACAAUUCGGCAUGGGAUGGAGUCGCGAGGGCUGCAACAUAGGCGAGAUCA